Lycium ferocissimum is the source of this 804-nucleotide messenger RNA. RefSeq lists its product as uncharacterized. Lineage: Eukaryota; Viridiplantae; Streptophyta; Magnoliopsida; Solanales; Solanaceae. The record is from RefSeq and is a predicted model, not a curated record. The transcript has 4 exons. Gene Ontology annotation, molecular function: nucleic acid binding. The coding region runs from base 1 to 804 and encodes 267 amino acids.
AUGGAGCUCCUGAAGGACUAUGACAUCUCUAUUCUUUAUCUUCUAGGGAAAGCCACGAGUAUGGGUAGUUUAGUCCAUUUGAUUGUUUUCGAGCAUCCGUUGGCCAUGGAGGUUCAGACUCUGGCCAACAAUUUUGUUCGUCUUAAUAUUUUAGUUCGAGGCAUCUUAGCUUUUUUUGAGGUGAGAUUGUCUCUCUUAGAGCAGAUCAGGACUCAUCAGUUUGAGGAUGCUCAGUUGUGUAAGAUUCGAGAUAAGGCAGAGUUGGGUACUCAGUUGGACUUCAGUACAACUUUUCAUUCCCAGACUGAUGGUCAAUCCGAGAGGACUAUUCAGUUCUCACCCCUAGCGGCGUUUAUGUACAACAAUAUCUACCAUUCAAGUAUUGAUAUGGCGCUGUUCGAGGCUUUAUAUUGUAGGAGGUAUCGUUCUCCCUUUGGGUGGUUUGAUGCAUUUGAGAAGAUGUAUGUGGACAGGAAGGUUUGGGAUUUAGAGUUUUGGGUGGGCGAGCAAGUGCUUCUGAAGAUCUCACCCAUGAAGGGUGUUAUGGGAUUUGGGAAGAGGGGCAAGUUAAGUCAGAGGUAUCUUGGCCCAUUUGAGAUACUCCGUAGAGUUGGUGACGUUGCUUAUGAGUUGGCCUUACCACUAGGCCAGUCUGGUGUUCAUCCGGUCUUUCAUGUGUCUAUGUUAAAGAAGUACCAUUCUAAUGGUACUUACAUUGUCCGUUGGGAUUCAGUGUUGCUCGAUGAGAAUCUGACCUAUGAGGAUGAGCUGAUAGCGAUCUUGUAUAGGCGGUUCGGAAGUUGA